AAAAGAUGCGAUCGUUAAGCGAAUCAAUUGGUAAACGACCGUGGAUUUUAAUAAAAAUUGUUGAUAAAUGGAAGGAAAUCGGCGUAUUAAGUAUAUUGUCAUGUUUUUUAUACGUAAUAUUUUUAAUGAAAUUUAGCGAAAAGACUCGAAUUUCUGAAAAUGCAUUAUUGCCAGCAUUGGUCAAUGAAAAUUUUCAAUAUUCUCAUCAUAUAAAUGCUUUUGUAAAACAUUUUCAUAAUAAUUAUAAUAAUAGAGAAAAUCGAAAAUAUAUUGAAAAUAAUUUGGAAAUGAAUGGAAUUAAAGUUCAGCAACAAUCUUUUUCGCUAUCUCUUCCUUUUUUUAAUUAUUCCGGAAUAAAUAUUAUUGGAACGAUUCGAGCGAAUCGAUCACCGUCUGUCGAAUCAAUCCUUCUUGCUGUUCCGCUCGAAGAAAACUCCAUUGAGGCAAUGUCAACUGCGCUUGCUCUUGCAAUAUAUUGUAGAGAACAGAUUUAUUGGGCUCGCGAUGUUAUUUUCGUAUUUGUUGAUGGAAAUAUAUAUGGAAUGGCUGCGUAUUUGUCUGCGCAUCACGGUACCACUUUGCCAUUUAUGAAGUUCGAUCGUAUCAAAUAUCAUAGUGGCUCGAUUGUCGGUGCAUUUGUAAUCAACGCUACCGGCUCAGUCUUUGAUACAAUGGACAUCAAAUAUAAUAUGAUCAAUGGACAAUUGCCUAAUUUGGAUUUAAUUAAUCUUAUGGUGCGGCUUGCCGAUAAAUUUAGUUUAACAUCGACAGUUUUCAAUCAUGAAUAUGAAUCGGAGUGGUUGGAUGCAAUGAAAACAUUAAAAAAUGCUGUAGUGACACAGGCAUUCAUUAAUAAUGAAGGCAUUCACAGUAUUUUUGGAUUAUUUGGCAUUCAAGCUGUAACUAUUCAUUUGAAAAAUAUUGUUAGCGCACAUGCGAAUUUACAUGACCUUGCUUGCAUUUGUGAAGGGGCCUUGAGGUCAUUAAAUAAUAUUAUAGAAAAAUUCCAUCAGUCAUAUUUCUUAUACAUUUUACCGAAUUGUCGCCAUUUCAUUUCUGUUGCAUAUUAUAUGCCAGCGAUUGGAUUACUUUUGCUUCCUCUAAUCGUUCGUUGUUUGAAAGAAUGGUUCUCAAUUGGCCAAUUCGCUUUAUCAAAUUCCUAUUUUUGGAUCCAUUUGAUUGCAUUCACUAAUUAUAUAAUUAGCUCGAGUUUGCUUGCCUCUGCACAUUUCUAUAUUUAUCAUCAUUUUUCUCUUUUUUUAUUAUUUGUUCCAUAUUACUUGGAAGAGAAAUACAUUGAAUCAACAAGAUUUAUUUUUUUGUUAGAAGUUAGCCUUAUUCUCGGAUCGCUUUCUUUAUUAAAUUUUUCCUUGGCUUUUAUUAUUUCGUUAAUAGUUGUUCCAGUUAUUUUAUUCUUCUCGGCUUUUGCUGCUAUCAAGCAGUUGAAGAGGAUGAAACCGAUUUUCGGUUAUUUUAUCAAUCCGGUGAUUCUUUCUAUAAUUUUUUUGCUGUUAUUUGCGGAAAAAAAAGAAUCACUUUUGAAUAAUUUAUCGGUGUGGAUAAAUGAAUUUGCUCAAAUGCAUUUGCUAUUUGGUUCCAUUAUUUAUCCGAUUUUAUUUGUUUUCCUUAUUCCUAUAUGGAAUAUUUUGUCGCAAAUUUUUUAUGCUUGUAACUAA
Dracunculus medinensis (Guinea worm) is the source of this 1676-nucleotide messenger RNA. Lineage: Eukaryota; Metazoa; Nematoda; Chromadorea; Rhabditida; Dracunculidae. The record is from the annotation of a GenBank genome assembly.